Messenger RNA from Setaria italica (foxtail millet), 624 nucleotides. Its product is annotated as upstream activation factor subunit UAF30. Gene Ontology annotation, cellular component: nucleus. The record is from RefSeq and is a predicted model, not a curated record. The transcript is spliced from 2 exons. The coding region runs from base 121 to 420 and encodes 99 amino acids. Lineage: Eukaryota; Viridiplantae; Streptophyta; Magnoliopsida; Poales; Poaceae.
UCAUUCCGAAAAAAAACCUCCCCUCGGAGCGCACGGCGCCGCCUCCGUCGGCCAUUGCAGCAUCGCUGCAGCUCACUCUCCUCCGAAUCCAGUCGCCUCGUCAGAGUGAAAGGGCGUAAGAUGGUGCUGCAGCGAGCGGUGACGGAGUGCCCCAAGAAGGUUGCGGGGCUGGUGGACCUGGUGAACCUGCCGACUGUGUUGCGGGAGUUCGCAGGUGGGCGGUCCCAGAUGUCCCACAUAUCCUUCUUCCUCCGCAAAUGGUCUCACAUCAAGGAACACAACCUACAGGACCCAACGAAUAAGAAUAUUGUUAACUGUGAUGAGAAGUUGAAGACUGUAUUAUUGGGGAGGUCCAAAGUGCAGCUCUUUGAACUCCCAAUGAUUGUUAAGCUUCAUUUCCCAAAAGCUCCAAAGUCAUGACAACAUUAAUUUAGAGGUACUGUAAAUUAAAACUUUUUGGAAACUGGAUAGAUAUAUGUUUGUCUGGGAUAGAAGGAAUCAUGUAUGUGUUGCUUUACUAAAAUUUCCAUUUAGGCUUAGCGACGGAAUCCUGUAUACGUUGCUUUGCUGAAAUUUCCACAGAUAUGCUAAGUACUGCAAAUGAUACAUUGAGUUUUGUGAUUA